CAACGAAGGGGAGAUCAGCUGUUCUCUCAGUAUCUACCCGGCUGUGGGCUCGCCACACACACAGACAGGCGGGCCGUCCGAGUUACCCUUAGCCGCCGGAACACACACACGCAGACACACAGACACACGGACACGCACACACGACCACUCGCCUCACAGAGCCUUCCCACACAGACACACAACACACUCACACGCGCGCGCACACGCACUUACUCACUCACACAGGGACGGAGAGAAAGGCCCGAGCUCAAUGUGCGAAGGAACCAUCCCACUUCAUUUGCGCUUCGGAGGAAAUCAGCAGUUCACAUACAGGCCCCACCGCGACAGUCAACACCAUCUCACAGACCGCCAGUCGGAGGUGAUUCCUCCACACUGAACUCACCCACGGGCCGGGAUCCUCGCCAUGGGUGUCUGUUACCUGUCUACCAGCGAGAGUAUCUGCUACAGCAGGUGAGACCAGGUGUAACUACCGUGCGGGACUUUCUGUGUUUUGGAAGCCACCCUUCACGUUGUUAGGACCCUCGCUUAAAGGGCUUCACGAGAGAAAGAAGGAGUGUAUAGUGUCUGUGAUCGCCGAGGUUUCAUACCGGGUGGUGCAUCGGUCAGGGUGGUAGCGACUUCACCCGUCAGGAGUACGUACACUGGUGGGAGGAGCGAUUAGAAGGAGAGAGUGACCGGAGGAUUGUGUCCGCAGCUGCCCCAACACCUGACCGCUGCAGCAUGCUGUUCACUUAGAGCUGUGGAGGUGUUCGCGCGCGUGCGUGCUCGUCGGAAGGUGUGUGUGUGCGUGCGCGCACCAAGGAGGAGCACGGAGUUGGUGGGUGGGGGAUGUACAGGGGCGGAGAGGGUAGCCAUGGCCAGGCUGGCCCCCUCGGCUCACAUCGCUGCCUCCGCUGUGUGCGUCUUUCUGCUGCUGAUGCUGGGUGUCCAGACUACAGUCGCCACUGUCACCAACACCAGCAGCAUCACCACCGCCAACGGCAGGGGUACAGGGCUCAAGCUCUCACAGGUGGACGGCAAGAGUCUCUUCCGCUCCCUGCGGGCCUCCACGUGCUCGGUAGACUGCAGUCAGUCCAAGGUGGAGUACGUCUGCGGCACGGAUGACGUCACCUACACGUCACGCUGCGAGCUGCAGCGGGCCAAACAGUGUGACGGGAAGCGAGCCAACGGCUCCCGCAUCCAGGUGCGCAGCAAGGGCCGCUGUCCCGGAGACACGUCUGUGGUGUCCAAGUGCUUCCAAGAGCGGGACGAGGCGCGCAAGUCGGCUCAACGUGAUGACGUCUUGAUCCCGUCAUGCAACGCGGACGGCACGUACAGCGAGGUGCAGUGCCACACCGCCACGCGCUACUGCUGGUGCGUCACCAAAGAUGGCCGCCACAUACCGGGAACGUCUGUGCGCGAGCAGAAGCCACAGUGCAAAGGUCUGCCUCCUGGGAGGACUGUAGCCACUGCCACGGUCGCCUCCAACGACCACCGUCACAGCAACGACGGCGACGACAACAAAAAUGCAACAUCUGCCAGCAGGCGCCGAAAACGGAAGGGAAGAAACAGUAAAAAGAAAAAGAAACGAAAAGAGAAUGUUGCAUCCACCACAGCCUGCACGAGCAAAGAACGCCAACCGUUCAACGCAGCGCUCGUGCAAGUGUUCCGUGAUGAGUACGAGAGAAUGCUGGCGGCCCGCGGGCCAGAGGCUGUCAACGACGCCUCCAGCACGGACGAUGACGUCAGCAUAGAAAAGAAGAUCGUUGUGUGGAAGUUCACGCAGCUGGACACGAACUCAGACAACGUGCUGAGCUUCAAGGAGAUCCGCAGCUUCCGCAAGAUGGUGAAGAAGCUCAUCAAGCCUCGGCGCUGCGCCAAAGCCUUCCACCGCUACUGCGACAAGGACAACGACCGCAGGAUCCAGAAGAGCGAGUGGACCUUGUGCCUGGGCGUCGACAUUAAACUUUCUUUUCGAAUAUUCAUAUCUCUCAACUCAGAGGGGCAGACGACCGACCAGCCGCCGGACAAGCCAGCCAUCGACCCCGUCCUCAGACCCCUCUCUACACCGCUGCGACCCCCACUCAGUCUGACACCCCUCUCCACCCGCCCCACACCUUCGCACAGCAGCAGGAAGAACAGGACAGCUGACUCCAACAGCCGCGACUGUCAGGACGAGCGGCAGGCUGCGCAGGUUCACGCGCGGGAGGAGCCGGAAGCUAACAUCUACAUCCCGCGUUGCCAGAGCAACGGGCUGUGGCUGCAGGCCCAGUGCCACGAGGCCACGGAGUACUGCUGGUGUGUGGAGGAGGACACGGGGAUACCCAUUCCUGGCACCUCCACCUUCAAGGUGGAACCCAACUGCACCAUCCGCGACGACCGGCAGAUGAAAGACUGUCCGUUCGAACAAAAACGUCGCUUCAUCGUAGACCUCAUGGCGGACCUCACGCAGGAAAUGAACGCAGCUAACGCCUCACAGCCCUCGGGGGCGGAACCGGAAACCACGUCAGCACGAGAGCGCGUGGCGAGGUGGAAACUGCAAUCAUUGGACAAGAACAAGAAUAGCAUCCUCGAACGGCAAGAGUGGCGGGACUUGAGGAAGACUCUCAAGAAGAACAAGAACUACCCGCGCAAGUGUCGCCGCCAGUUCUUGCGGUACUGUGACGAGAACAAGGACAAGAACCUCUCGCUGGAGGAAUGGAGGGACUGCCUGGGCCUCAACCAUAACCUGUUUAACAGCCUGCCGCAGAAUCCAAAACGAGUUGGGCAGAAAAAUCCUUUUAUGGAUCAGUUGACAUGAGGCCGCCCGGAGGUCACGCAUUUCUCUGGAACAAUCUGAUUGGCUGAGCAAUCGGGCUGCUGCUGGACUAACACCUCUCUCAAGCUGAUAUUGAACUCACCAUUUCUUUGGAUGAUGCUGAUCUGACAGUGUGUUUGAGUGGACGGCGCUGAGCUCACUGUGUCUUUGACCAGAUGACCUGGUUCGCCUACCUUUGAUUGGAUGACACCGAAGUAACCGUAACUUUGAUUGGAUGAUGCAGCACAGAUAGUUCUCUUGAUUGGAUGACGUGAAAGCAAGUUUUUUUGUUUGUUUUUUUUUGCCCUAGAACUUACAUUUUGUUGAUAUGAAGAGAAUCAUAAGCCCUACUCUCUACCACCAAAAAUUACAAACUGGGAUUUUUUAUUUUUAAAAAAGUUAAAAGUUUGGUAACUGCUCACCUAGUGUGGAACAUGGCUGCUGUAGAUGUCCAGUAAAAUACCUUUCCUCUCUUUGUGAGUGUAUGUGUGCAUUAGUCAUAAACGACAAACGAACAAUUGUUCCUUUGAAAACGUGACUUUGAACAGGCGAAGCCUGCUUUUAAAAGUUCUGUGAGUCGGUGCACGAGCAACUGCACGUGAGACAAUAAACACAGACAAACGGUAAAUCUCGUAUUAUUGUCGAAGACAACUUGAUUUUAAGAUAUUAGUAUACAGUUGUUGUUUUUUUAACAUUACAGUCACAUUUAGAAAGCAAGAUAACAGGCUGAAGAAAAACAGAAGAGGAUUUGUUCAGUGGUGGCGUAUGAAAAGUACGUUUUUGUAGGGUGGACCAGUUUCGGAAAUGUUUUGAUUUUGUUAAACUUCUGAACAUCUUGAUGAAUGCUGCUUAGACACAAUAGAAUUGUGCUGAAGAUUGUCAUUGCGAGUUUGUGUGUUGCACGAUUUUCUGUACGUGAAAUUAUGCAAAAAUUAUAUAGCAUGAUCACGUGAAGAAAUGUGGACUGGACGGAAGGAAGAAAAUUGGUAACGACUUGCAGAUAUAACUAAUAAACAUAGCUAUUGUACUGUC
Molecule: messenger RNA, 3808 nt
Organism: Pomacea canaliculata
Lineage: Eukaryota; Metazoa; Mollusca; Gastropoda; Architaenioglossa; Ampullariidae
Product: SPARC-related modular calcium-binding protein 1-like
Biological process (GO): extracellular matrix organization
Cellular component (GO): basement membrane
Molecular function (GO): calcium ion binding; protein binding; extracellular matrix binding
Source: RefSeq, a predicted model, not a curated record